UCAAAAGUAAAAUUCAGUUUCUGUUUGGUAGUGGAAGCGGAGAAAGCGCAAACGGGAGAAAAACGCCGCAAAAACGGAGAAUAAAGCCCCAGAACAGCGUCAAAAACCACACAGACGCCAUAAGCUUCACCUUGUCGACUAACAUGGCGCCUGAGAAUUUUCGUCUUUCAUUUAGCGGGGUAGCUUGCUGGAUGCUAAUGCAGGUGCAGGAUGAGUUCAGCAGCAGAGGGCGAGGCUGCAGCGUUAGAGACAGUCAAGUCCGUCACACUCACUCAGGACAGUGAUGGAAGCAUCAUACUGCACUGUCCCACCAACGAUGAAGACUCGGAGCCCCUUCAGAAGAAACUUUGUCUGUCUACAGAAGAACAGGACGACUCGGACUCACGUCAGUUCUCUGUCGUCAGCUUACCGAUGUCAGAGAAUGAUGAAGGCUUCGAGGUGACGAUGACGGCCACCGCUGACGGGGACCUCUCUGAGGAGGGCGUCGCUCAGAUUCAGAUUCUGCAGGAGGAUGAGGACUCUCUCUCACCCAAUCAGAAGACAGAGGUGUCACCUGUCAGUCAGGCCUGGUUCACUACAAAAGAAGACAAAGACACUCUGGCUAACAAAGGUCAUAAGUGGAAGCAGGGCAUGUGGUCCAAAGAGGAGAUUGACAUACUGAUGAGCAACAUCGAUCGAUAUGUGAAGGACCGAGGCAUCCAAGAUCCAGCAGAGAUCAUAUUUGAGAUGUCCAAAGAGGAGAGGAAGGAUUUUUACCGCUCUGUGGCCUUAGGUUUAAACAGGCCGCUGUUCGCCGUCUACAGACGAGUUCUACGAAUGUACGACAACCGGAACCACGUCGGCAAGUAUACUCCUGAAGAGAUAGAGAAGCUAAAAUCGUUGAGGGAGAAACACGGGAACGACUGGGCGACCAUCGGAGCCGCUCUGGGUCGCAGUGCGUCUUCUGUUAAAGACCGAUGCCGACUAAUGAAGGACACGUGCAACACAGGUAAAUGGAGCGAGGAGGAGGAGCGACGUCUUGCUGAGGUCGUAUACGAGAUGGCGGGCGUGUCACCGGGGUCGGCGGUCACAGGAGGCGUCUCCUGGGCCUCGGUCGCCGAUCAGGUUCGCACGCGCUCAGAGAAACAGUGUCGGUCAAAAUGGCUGAACUAUCUGAACUGGAAACACAGUGGAGGAACGGAGUGGACGAAGGAGGACGACCUGAACCUCAUACGCAGGAUAUCGGAGCUGGAGGUGGAGGAUGAGAAUGAAAUCAAGUGGGAGGACCUUGCAGGCGGGUGGAGCAGCGUCCGAUCGCCUCAGUGGCUGCGAUCCAAGUGGUGGAGCAUCAAGAGACAAGUAGCCAAUCACAAGGAGAUCCCUUUCAGUGUCCUCCUGAAGGGCCUCCAGGAGCUGAUGGCGUCCUCACAGAUAGGAUCCGGACCGGGGAGCCCCUCAUCCUCAUCGCUCCAGAUUCGACUCACCCGAUUGGAGGAGAGCAGCGGCAGCCCCGCCCCUAGCUCUGUAGCGGCGCUGCAGAUUCCCGUUCAGAUCCCGCUGCAGAUCACACACCUGGCCUCAGAUUCUUCAGCAGCAGCCGGCGACACGGAAACCAUCACUCUGAACACAGGAGCCCUGCAGACCUUUGAGAUCCUGCCUUCCUUUCACCUGCAGCCCACCGGCACCCCGGGCACCUACUACCUCCAGACAACGUCCAGUCAGGGCCUGCCGCUCAGCCUCUCCUCCAGUCAGGGCCUUCCACUCAGUUUGGCCAAUAACAGCACGGUUACCCUGACGACGGGCUCCUCUCCUUCAUCACACGAACACAUCAUCCUUCACAGUCUGUCGACUGACAGCCUCUGCUCCGGCGACGGCGUCAUCAUCCAGACAGUCACCUCUGACCCCGCCUCCUCUGACCCUCUCAGCCAAUCACAGCUGGUCGUGGAGACAGAGGGCCGGAGCCAGGACGACCACCUGGAUGCCACAAGCCUCCUGGAGGGUUCAGAGAGCGUUGUCACGGAAACGCAGGAGCCAAUGACAGACGGCUUCACUGACAAGGAGCUGAGUUCCCCCUCUGUUGAGGGUCCAGUGGUGCAUUCUGGGAUAACAUCUGGCAGCGCUGUGCUGAUUGUGUCUCCUCCCAACAUCAGCAGCACACUGACAGAUCCCAUCUUGGAGAACCAGGAAGGCUCCGACUGAGCUGGACUUGCGCGGCUGUAAAUGAAACAGAAUCUGUGAAUCUCGUCUGAAGCUUCGUGCGUUUGAAGCUUCGCACUGAUCCCCUGGAUGAAAUGUGAACGCAGCGCCGCGCGAGCCCCCGGCCUUCAGCAGACGUCCUCACAGCUUCUGCAGUGCCAAAGAGACUCUAAAGGCUGUGACGGAGGGAAAUCUGGGCACCUUCAUCAGGCCAAACUGUGAACAGAGCCUUUAAACCCCCCCGUGUUAAUGUGUACAUAUAACUGCGUGAACAUGAAGCGGAAAUUCUUAGUGGCAAACUGAAUGAUUAAUAAAUCAUGUCCGGAGCGACGUCCUUGUAUUUUAAACUGGAUCUGUGGGUUUCUUCGGUGUGAGGAGCUGUUUGUGGAGGACAGAGGACGUGAAAACACAUGUUCUAAUCUGCACCAACAAACAGGAAUAUCUGGGAACUAACAACUGCAAAUGUUCAUUACAUUACACUGUGAUUA
This is a messenger RNA of Toxotes jaculatrix (banded archerfish), 2663 nucleotides long. It is a transcript of the gene dmtf1, whose product is annotated as cyclin D binding myb-like transcription factor 1. Bases 211 to 2178 code for a protein of 655 amino acids. The transcript has 17 exons. NCBI's taxonomy places the organism in Eukaryota, Metazoa, Chordata, Actinopteri, Toxotidae. The record is from RefSeq and is a predicted model, not a curated record. Gene Ontology annotation, biological process: regulation of transcription by RNA polymerase II. Gene Ontology annotation, molecular function: DNA-binding transcription factor activity, RNA polymerase II-specific; RNA polymerase II cis-regulatory region sequence-specific DNA binding. Gene Ontology annotation, cellular component: nucleus.